This is a messenger RNA of Astyanax mexicanus (Mexican tetra), 3606 nucleotides long. RefSeq names its product nuclease SbcCD subunit C-like. The record is from RefSeq and is a predicted model, not a curated record. Lineage: Eukaryota; Metazoa; Chordata; Actinopteri; Characiformes; Acestrorhamphidae. Gene Ontology annotation, biological process: signal transduction. The transcript has 6 exons. Gene Ontology annotation, cellular component: membrane. Bases 295 to 3606 code for a protein of 1103 amino acids.
UCUCUAAUCUCAUUUCUUCUUAUAAUGAACGACUUUUAAUGAUUUUUGUUUAAUAAUACAAACAGAAACGCCAUCAUUACAGAGACUGUAUACACAAAGACAAGUCAAGUAAUCAGUGUAAUGUUCCUGUAGGGUUCUCAGACGGUUCUCAGACGGUUCUCAGAGGGUUCUGGACGUUUGGGCAGGAUUUAGGUCACUAUUCACUCAGCUGAUCACGGGCUCAUUAUUAUUUAAGAAGAAGAAAUCAGAGCUUUCAGUUUCACUGAGGUCGUCAGUCAGAGAGCACCGGAGAAGAUGGACAUUUUUAAAAGAACACGAUUGUACCGGAGCAUAAGCAGAAACUCUAGGCGCAGGAGAGGAGAAGUGAGGUUUCUGCGCUGUGUAUCUGGAAACACUCUGGGUUCAGAUGAUGGAUUUAUAAGAAAGCUGAAAGAGGGAAUACCCGGACUGAAGGAGGAGUUUAAUGUGGAGAACUGUGAUUUUAUUCUGGUUUUCUGUUCUGUUGUUUCUCAAUCUGGAACCGACAUUCAAGCAGCUCUGAAAAAACUACAGGACUUAUCAGAACCCAAGCGAACAGUUCUGGUGGUUCUCCAUCCCACAUUUGAUCAGGAGAUGACAGUACCAGUAAGCAGCAGGAGUGUGAACAGAGAGAAUACUCUCACUGUGGACUGUCUGUUUCAUGAGGAUAGAGGAUUACUGCAGUGCUACAGGAACCAGGAAGCUCUGGAGAAAGUUACACAGUGGAUAAAACCUCCGCAGAUGGAGGAACUCUCAGAAGCCACAGCAGCAACAAAGGUAUAUGAUUUGAAGUCAACAUUAGUGCAGCCAGGAGCAGAAGAAGAUGAGGCCGCAGCAGUGAAGAAAGCAGCAUCUAAGGCAACAGCAGAGAAGGCAGCAGCAGAGAAGGCAGAAGCAGCUGCCAAAACAGCAGCUAAGGAAGCAGCAGGGAAGGCAACAGCUGCUAAGACAGCAGCUGAGGAAGCAGCAGGGAAGGCAGCAGCUGCUAAGACAGCAGCUGAGGAAGCAGCAGGGAAGGCAGCAGCUGCUAAGACAGCAGCUGAGGAAGCAGCAGGGAAGGCAACAGCUGCUAAGACAGCAGCUGAGGAAGCAGCAGGGAAGGCAGCAGCUGCUAAGACAACAGCUGAGGAAGCAGCAGGGAAGGCAGCAGCUGCUAAGACAGCAGCUGAGGAAGCAGCAGGGAAGGCAACAGCUGCUAAGACAGCAGCUGAGGAAGCAGCAGGGAAGGCAGCAGCUGCUAAGACAGCAGCUGAGGAAGCAGCAGGGAAGGCAACAGCUGCUAAGACAGCAGCUGAGGAAGCAGCAGAGAAGUCAGCAGCUGCUAAGACAGCAGCUGAGGCAGCAGCAGAGAAGUCAGCAGAAGCUUUAAAAGCAGUUGAGGAAGGAGGAGUUAAGGAAGACGCAUCUGAGGAAGCAUCAACUGAGGAAGCUGAAGUAAAGGCAGCAUCAGCUAAGAAAGAAGCAGCUAAAGAAGCAGCUAAAGAAGCUGCAGUAAAGGCAGCAGAAGCUGAAGAAGCAGCAGGGAAGGCAACAGAAGCUGAGGAAGCAGCAGGGAAGGCGGCAGAAGCUAAUAAUAUAGCAGCUGAGGAAGCAGCAAUAAAGGCAACAGAAGCUGAAGAAGCAGCAGGGAAGGCAACAGAAGCUGAGGAAGCAGCAGGGAAGGCGGCAGAAGCUAAUAAUAUAGCAGCUGAGGAAGCAGCAAUAAAGGCAACAGAAGCUGAGGAAGCAGCAGGGAAGGCUGCAGCAGCUGAGGAAGCAGCAGUGAAGGCGACAACAGCUGAGUCAGCAGCAGCAGCUGAGGCAGCAGCAGCAGCUGAGGAAGCAGCAGUGAAGGCAGCAGCAGCUAAGGCAGCAGCAGUGAAGGCAGCAGUAGCUAAGGCAGCAGCAGUAAAGGCAGCAGCAGCAGUGAAGGCUGCAGCAGCUGAGGCAGCAGCAUUGAAGGCAGCAGAAGCUAAGGAGGCAGCAGCAAAGGUAGAAGCAAAGAAAGAAUCAGCAAUAAAGUUAGCAGAAGCAAAGGCAGAAGAAGCAGAGGCAGCAACAGAAAAUGAAAAAUUAGCAAAAGGAAUAGCAGCACAGGCAGCACAACGUAACAAAGCAGCAGCACAGGUAGCACAAACGAAAGCAGCAGCAGAGGCAACAGCAUCAGAGGCAGUGAGAGUAAAGGCAGCAGCAGCAAAGGCAGCAGCGGGGAAGGCAGAAGCAGCAAAUGCGAAACAAAGUACGGCAGCAUCAUCAGCAGAGGCUGCAGCAAAAGAGGCUGCAGCAGCAGAAAUGGCAGCAGAGGCAGCAGCACAAGGGGCUGCAGCAGCAAAAGCAGCAGCAGUGGCUGCAGCAGAAGCAAAUGCAUUAGCAGCAGAGGAAUCAGCAGUGAAGGCAGCAGUAGCGGCUGCAGCAGCAGCAGAGGAAGCAGAAGCAGAGGCAGAAGCAGCUGAGGCUGCAGCAGUGGAGGCAGAAGCCGCAGAGGAAGCAGCAGCUAAGGCAGCAGCUGUAAAAGCAGCAGUAGAGAAGGCAGCGAAAGCAAAGGAAGCAGCAGCAGAGGCAGCAGAAGCAGCAAAGGUAGCAGCAGCAGAUCUGACAGCAGCAGCAGAGGCUGCAGCAAAAGCAGCAGCAGUGAAGGCAGAAGCAGAAGAGGCAGCAGCUUUGGCAGCAAAAGCAGCAGAGGCAGCAGCAGCGGAGGCAAAAGUAGCAGUGGCUUUAGCAGCGGAGGCAGCUACAGCAAAUGCAGAAGCAGCAAAGGCAGCAGCAGAGGCAGCAGCAUUGGAAACUGCAGCAGCAGAGGCAGCAUCAAAGGCAGCAACCGAAGAGGCAGCAGCAAAGGAAUCAGCAGCAGUACACGCAGUAGCAGAAGCAGUAAGAAAAGCAACGGCAGUGAAAGCAACAGCAGAAGACAAGGAAGCAACAGCAAAGGCUGAAGCAGCAAAGGCAGCAACAGGAGAGGCAGCAAAAGCACAGGCAGCAGCAAAAGGAGUGGCAGCAGCAGCGGGGCAGGCUAAAAAAAUAAGGGCAGAAGCAGCAAAAGAAGCAUCUGAGAAGGAAAAAGCAGUGAAGGAAUUGGCAAGAAAGGCAGUGGAAGCAUUAAGAGCAGCAGAAAAGGCAGCAGUAAUAAAGGCAACAGCAGCAAAUAAGGCAGCAGCAGAGGCAGAAGCAGCAGACAUGUCAGCUAAAAAGGCAGCAGAAGCAGAGAAAGAAGCAGUGAAGACAGCAACAGCAAAGGCAGCAACAGCAAAGGCAGUGACAGAAAUGGUAAUAACAGUGAAUGCAGAAGCAUUAAAGGCAGAAGAAGCAAAGCGAAUAGCAGUGGAGGCAGCAGCAAAUAAGGCAGUAGCAGCAAAGGCAGCAAAAAUAAAGGCAUCAGAAGCAAAGACAACAGCAGAAAAGGCAGCGGCAGCUGAGGCAGCAGCACAGACAGCAGUGAAGGCAGUUGCAGCAGAUCCAGCACCAUAUGAAGAAGCAGCAAAUAGAGAUGUUGAUGGAACAAUACAAUCAGAAACCAGAAAUCAGACUGUACUGGUAAGGUUUUUUAAUAUUCAAUGUGUUUUUAUAAUCUUAUCUGGAAUAGGUUAUAUGUGGCAUGUUAAAACAAGCUGA